AAUUCACGGUCAGGGUGGAGGAAGAUAACAUUUCCGUUUCCUGCCUUGGCAAAUAUUUACAGACUACUAGAGGGAAAAAAUAAUAAUAAUAAUAAUAAAAAUGAGGUGAGAGUGGAAGACUGUAACGGAAAGAGAGAAUACUUGCAAAGAGGAAAAAGAGAGAGAACAGACAGAAGGAUUUAGACGGGUCUGAUAAAAAAAAAGGGGACCGCAAACAAUUUCUUUAGUUAGUAUAUUUACAUCAAACGAGGCAGAAGGGAGACAAUAAAUUAAAUUUUAAAAAAUGUCUGAAAGAGGAGGGCUGCAGCGGACCGGAGGGGCUCCGUCCCCGCAUCUCCAGCCUUUCAAAUCGGUCGCUAUCGCCUCCAACCGCCCGGUCCACAUGAACCUGUACGCGACGUGGGAGGUGGACAGGUCGUCUCCCAGCUGUGUGCCCAGGCUGUUCAGUCUCACUUUGAAGAAGCUUGUCAUUCUGAAGGAGCUGGAUAAGGACCUCAAUUCUGUCGUGAUCGCAGUCAAACUGCAGGGUUCGAAAAGGAUCCUUCGCUCCAACGAGAUCCUCCUCUCUGUGGCCGGCCUCACGGAGACAGACCUGCAGCUUACCUUCUCCUUGCAGUACCCCCAUUUCCUGAAGCGCGACGCCAACAAGCUGCAGAUCAUGCUUCAACGCAGGAAGAGGUACAAGAACCGAACCAUCCUGGGCUACAAGACCCUGGCUGUGGGGCUCAUCAACAUGGCAGAGGUGAUGCAGCACCCCAGCGAGGGAGCCCAGGUCCUUGGUCUCCAUAGCAACGUGAAGGACGCAGCCGUCCCAGUGGCCGAAAUCCGCAUCUACUCCCUGUCCAGCCAACCGAUCGACCACGAGGGCCCCAAAGUCAAGAUGUCAGCAGAUCGCUCUCCGGACAUCGAUAACUAUUCUGAGGAGGAGGAGGAGAGCUACUCUUCAGAGCAGGAGGGGAGCGAUGACCCCUUGCACGGACAGGAUCUGUUCGACGAGGACGACGAGGUUCGGAAAGUGAAGAAAUCUCGCAGGAAGCUCACCUCUACCGCCUCCAGCACCCGCGUCAACCAGCCCAACAUCAAGCAGAAGUUUGUCGCCCUGCUGAAAAGAUUCAAGGUGUCGGAUGAAGUGGGGUUCGGACUGGAGCACGUGUCCCGGGAGCAGAUCCAGGAGGUGGAGGAGGAUCUGGACGAGCUGUACGACAGUCUGGAGAUGUACAACCCCAGCGACAGCGGUCCGGAGAUGGAGGAGACAGAGAGCCUCCUCAGCACGCCCAAACCCAAACUCAAGCCGUUCUUUGAAGGCAUGUCCCAGUCCAGCUCGCAGACCGAGAUCGGGAGCCUGAACAGCAAGGGGAGCCUCGGCAAGGACACCACCAGCCCGGGAGACCCUGCCUCCUCUGAGAAGGUAAAGCAUUCCUGGAGCUGGAACCUGGAUGAGCCGAUCCCCGAGACAGACCCCCUGGAGCCGAGCGAUCCGGACCUUUUUGGGGAGCUGAGCACCUCCAUCGUCGUGCCCGAAAAACUGAGAACGCCCCUGAAGAGCAGCAAGCCCGAGCCUCAGAGCUCCCCCUCCCCCAGGCUGGAAGGGGGCCACACCCCUCGGCAGAAGCGGGGCGUCCCUCUGAGAGAGAGGCAGCUGUCCAAGCCGCUGAGCGAGAGGACGAACAGCACUGACAGCGAGCGAUCCCCGGACCUGGGUCACUCCACCCAGGUCCCUCGCAAAGUGGUUUACGACCAGCUGAACCAAAUCCUAGUGUCAGACGCAGCGCUGCCAGAGAAUAUCAUUCUGGUAAACACCACAGAGUGGCAGGGACAGUACGUGGCGGAGCUGCUGCAGUGUCGGAGGAUGUCCGUUGUUUGCACGUCCACCAGCGUGGAGAUUCAGACCGUGCUCAGUGCAGUGCUCUCCCGGAUUCAGAAAUUCUGUAACUGUAACUCGUCGAUGCCGCGGCCGGUGAAGGUGGCAGCGAUCGGCACGCAGAGUUAUCUGGGCUCCAUCCUUCGCUUCUUCGUCACCCAACUCGCCAACAAGACCUCGGACUGGCUCAACCACAUGAGGUUCCUGCUGAUCCCGCUGGGAUCUCACCCGGUAGCGAAGUACCUGGGUUCGGUAGACAGCCGAUACAACGCAGCUUUCCUUGACCAGUCCUGGAGGGACCUGUUCAGCCGGGCAGAACCUCCCUCGACAGACCCCUUUGAUGUCGUGGGUCGGAUCUCGCAGUACAUUGCUGGAGCCAGCAUAACUCACCAGCUGCCCAUAGCAGAAGCCAUGCUGACCUGCAAACACAGAAUGCAUGACGAAGACUCCUAUCAGAAGUUCAUCCCGUUCAUUGGGGUUGUCAAGGUGGGUCUGAUUGAGUCGUGUCCAGCCAGCUCCGGAGACGGUGAUGAGGGCGUGGCUUUGAGCCUGGCUGUCCCCUCCACGUCCCCGCCCCCUCACGGAGCUGCCGUCGGAUUGGCUAAGGAGACCGCUGCGACCCCGCCCUCUUCGCCUUCUAUGACCAGCGGGCUGGCAGUGAUGGGGAGCCCCGCCGCGUCCCACGCCGCAGACACCAUCGGCCUGCAGGUGGAUUACUGGCUGGCCACCGGAGGCGAGAAGAAGAAAGAGGGAGAGAGGAGGGACACGGGUUCGAAAAACACCCUGAAAAGCAGCUUCCGCUCCGUGCAGGUCAGCCGGCUGCCAGGGGGCGCUGUGGGGGAGAGCCAGUCCGCCCUCAACACCAUGGCCAUGACCGUCGUCACCAAGGAGAAGAACAAGAAGGUGCCUACGAUCUUCCUGGGGAAGAAGCCCAAAGAGAAGGAGCUGGACUCAAGGAGCCAGGUGAUCGAGGGCAUCAGCCGGCUCAUCUGCUCUGCCAAGCAGCAGCAAACCAUCCUGAAGGUGUCGAUAGACGGAGUGGAGUGGAGUGACGUCAAGUUUUUUCAACUCGCCGCUCAGUGGCCGACUCACGUCAAGUACUUACCAGUCGGACUCUUUGGCUACAAUAAACCUGCCGGCUAAGACACGCCCCUGACCCGCCUCUGCCUGACAGCCAUUGGCCAGCUGCAGCACAAGCCACUCCCACUGAGAACCCACCAGGGGGUGGGGGUGGGAACUGAACCAGCCAAUCACAUGCUGGGUUUCUCUUCCAAUCCCAGCUGUCUUCUUGUCUUUUUGUUUUUGUUUUGCUGUGAAACGCAGUUGUCCAGUGCGCCCGGAACCUGUUGUCACGGCGACGGCAGUACUUUAACAUUUGAUUGGUUGAAAGGCACGCCGGUCACAUUUUCAGCACUUCACUGAUUGGUCAGCACGGAAACGACUGCACUUAAAAUAUUUUUUUUUUUUUUUUAAAAAAGACGUGCUGAAGAGAUGUGGAGGUUUAAAAAGAAUUUUUUUUUUCAACGUUUUUAUGCUUGUUUUUUUGUCAGUUUCGUGGCUCGUUCCUGUGCCUCAGGCGUUGUGCAUGUACAGAUAUGUGUAUAGGGGGUGUUUGUGUGCCAUCAAACUGAACAAUUUCGGUGUUGUGUGUUUUUUUUUUUUUGUUUGUUUUUUUUAAACCAAAGCAACAGGUAGGUAUUUGAAAGACAAGAUCCUACAUCCAAUAAUAACCAAUUUUAGAUGUUUAAAACUGGAUAAGUCAUCAGUCGUGAAUUAUACAGCUCAACGAAUGCGUCGUUCUGUAAACGGGACGGAGCUGUGUGCAGAAAUCAGGGCGAGGGGUCCCUGGUGUGGAUCGGGGGGCUGAUUCCCCGUUCAGAGUGAAUUCAGAAACAGCUGCUCGGGUUCGUGUGGGUCGCUGUUCUCCGCAGAGUCUUUAAGAAAAGCAGCGAUCGUCACAAACCCGAGCAGCUGUUUCUGAAUUCACUCUGAACGGGGAAUCAGCCCUCCCCUGAUCCACACAAAUUUACAGUAUAAUCUUAGAGACUGUGGGGGUCAGAUGAGGCUCCUGAACACCGCCAUUGAAUCCGACCCCUUUCCUGUCGGAUCAACAGAAACUUCCAUAACCAGUGAGAGGACCCCUGUCCUUCUUUUAAAGGUCUGGUCUGUUACCUUUUCUCCUGUUCUAAGCCUCAGAGUGAUUUCAGAACUGAGCACCUCUGCCUGGCCAGGCUUAAAAAUCUCAAGCCUGUGCGAUCCCCUUGACCCAAGCUGAUGAAGAGCCUUUUUAUACGAGCAAUCAUCGAGGAGUCUUUGAAAUGCUCCACUAGUGCAAAAAAACAGAGUGACACUCCAUUGCCAUAAUCUAGUAAUAAUGCAUCCAUUAACUGUCUGUGCUGUCCUAACUGGACCGGUCUUAAGAAGUGUUUGCACCAUGUAAGGUGUUGUGUGUGUGUGUGUGUGUGUGUGCGUGCACGAGGGCUGUAUCUCGCUAAUUGUUAAGAAAUGCAAUUUCACAAAAGUGUUAUGAAGCACAAUAACCACUAGAGGGACCCCUUCCUGACAUUUGUGUCAAAUGAAAAGCUUUUAAAAGUUUGCUGUUGAUUUGUAUGUGUGUAAAAAAACAAAGUGAAUGUGUAUUGUAUUGGGUAAGAUCAUCAUCUUCUACUUUCCUUUUUUUUCUGUUUAAUUCUGAUGAUCCUGAGCCCUGUAUUGCUAUUUUUUUAAAUGCGUUUUCUGAUCCUGUCUUGAAUGUUGUAUUGCUGCUUCAGUAUUGUCAUAGUUACCUGUUCUUCCUGUGGUUUUAAACGCCAGAGUGCCACCAUUAAACCCGUCCCCACAGCAACACUGUGCUUCCAGUGAACGCACUGGAACACAAGGUAUCUGUUGCAGUGGGGACAGGUAUAUGGUUACACUCUGGUGUACCAGCAGUAUAUAUAUAUAUUUUUGUCAGUGAUUCAGUGCCAUUUUUGUGUUUUUUAAACCUGGUGCUUCAGCUGUCUUGCAUAUUGUAAAACACAUUGUCAGAAAUGUACCAAAAUUUCCCCCCCCCCCCACCCUUAUUCUAUAAAAAGGUAACUGCUACCUCUGAAAUAUAAACCAGUACAUUCCCCACCCCCACCCCCCCUUGUGGAACUUUUGGGUUACUACAGUUAAGGUUUUCAGUGUCUGAUAAUGUCAAGUGCAGCCAACAGAUCAGUUUGAGUUCCUGCUUCCUGGUCGCUUGACCAUGAGCAGCACCAGAAGUGAUUGAGUACCAGGAAGAACUGUGUAAUCUUGCAAAUAUUGGCAUAACCUUAGAGUAUUAACAGGGAUUGGGAAUCAGACUCCUGCUGCACAGCAGUGUGAUCCAGUCCUGGUUUCACUAGGAGUUUAAUAAUCAGACACACCUGAGCUUGUUGCCUAGACACACUGGGGGCUGAUCAAGCUGGUAGCAGUAAAACCUGGACUGGAUCACGCUGCUGUGCAAUAGGAGUCUGAUUCCCAGCCCUGAUCCGCUGUGCAAUAGGGGUCUUGUUAUUUUCAGCCCUGGUAUUAAACAAAGGAACGGAGUGAUCUGCACAAAAAAAAGGAAGUUGUGAAAAAAAAAACAAUGAUCUGGAUGUAAAUAAAAAAUGGGUCAAGUCAUCAUUGCAGCGAUAGAUAGAUAUAUAGAUAUAUGUUUAUUUUUAAUGAUACGAGGCAUUCCACAACCCUCCCCCCCUCCCCUCCCUCAACAUGCCCAAGACUCUCUUCCAUUUUCCAUUGGUGGGGUCUAGAAAAGGGGGGGUUCUUUGUAUUGGGAUCAGUGUUGCAAUAAAAAAGAAAAAAAUGCGGCACUGCCUUUCAAAACAAGCCCGGGGGGGGGGGGGGGGGGUAUGCAAAUUCCUUUUUUUUUAUUUAAGUAGUUCUUAAAAGUGGGGAUUGGAGGAUUCUAGAAUUCUAAUGACGUGCAUAUGCGUUGACAGCAGUCAGUCACGCAACCCGCGACUCUCAAACAAGUGAAGCGACUUCAAGCCACGCUUUUACGUUUCAUUAUAAGCGGACUUGGCGAUUGAGAUACGUGCAGGAAACUGCGUUUUGUGUUGUGUUUUUUGGGUUUUUUUUUAAAGACUGGUCCAAACACACUGGUUUGUGUCCUUGGAGCCCGUAUUGUAAAACAUACAGUCUGUAAGCUUUAAUGUUAAAUAAAACUAAAUAAGCAAUUUUAAAUAAAAAUAACAUAUGCUUUUUCUGGGUAACGCUGCGUGGUAUUUUGCACAUUUGACUUUUUUUGUUGUUUGUAUGUUCUUUUUGAUGUGUGUGUGUUGUUAUUAAAUCCUGUUGCAAUAAGUCAUGUUCGUGUAAUAUAAUAAUAUGAUCGCCUUGUAUCUUUACGACUUCAUAAAGCGAGGCGCCGAAUCGCUCUGAUCGGUUUACAGUGUAGAAUGUGUACUCCGAUAGUGUUAUUACUGUUAUUGAUAUUGUAAUAAUCGGACCAUCGUCCCUUUUUCAGUGUUUUCUUUUUUUAAAUAAAUAAAGUCUGGAUUUGUA
Molecule: messenger RNA, 6373 nt
Organism: Acipenser ruthenus (sterlet)
Lineage: Eukaryota; Metazoa; Chordata; Actinopteri; Acipenseriformes; Acipenseridae
Product: phosphofurin acidic cluster sorting protein 1-like
Exons: 24
Coding region: 284-3004 (906 amino acids)
Biological process (GO): protein localization to plasma membrane
Molecular function (GO): transmembrane transporter binding
Source: RefSeq, a predicted model, not a curated record